Molecule: messenger RNA, 5141 nt
Organism: Porites evermanni
Lineage: Eukaryota; Metazoa; Cnidaria; Anthozoa; Scleractinia; Poritidae
Source: the annotation of a GenBank genome assembly
AUGACCCUUGCUUGGCUUCUCUUUGCUUUUGUUGGUUUAUUUACGGCAAGAUACAUGCGUCAAGUUUGGGAACCAACAAAACUGCUAGGAGAAAAAGCUUGGUUUACGGUUAGUAAUAAUGGAAAAGAUAAUAACACUCAGAGUCUGACUUUAAUAUCUGAUCUAGACUGGCACAGUAGAAACGCCUGAGAAAUUAAAAGUUAGAAGUUAACAAAUUAAUUAUAUUUUUAUUCUUCUUCUUGUUUUUAUUCUGUUCAGUCGAACGUUUUACACUACGUUUAAACACACGACACAAACAACAGUGUUUAUGUUUUACUGGUAAAACUUUAGCACGUCGAAUGUGAGUGUUUUCGGCAGCUUUAUAAACGUCCCCACAGUAUUCCACAGGAAUGCCCAAAAAAACUAUUUCGAUUCUUUUUUUAAAACGUGUUGAUUGAAAAAUGUGGAAAAAAAGUAGCCAGAAUAACUAAGGCUGUUGAGAUACAGUUAAGCAAAAAAGGGCCUGUUUACACGGAGGUGGGGGACCCCAGGUAGGUGAGGUAACCUACUUAGGUGGGGAACCUACCUGGGGUCCCCCACCUCCAUGUGAAGAGGCCCUAAUAGCCUCUCGCUAUAGAAAAGAAAUAAAUUGUAUUGCUGGUUUUCAAUUGCACAUAUGGAUGGGGCUUUAAUUUGGUCUUAUUUCCCGCAUAAUAAUGAUAUGCAGCAACUGUAUUUGUUUGGUUCGUUUUAUUCGACAGGUUCAUCGAACACUGAUGAUUAUAACAUUGCUACUGACGAUCACUGGAACCAUUGUGAUUUUUGUUUUUAUAGAUGGGUAUUCAUCGGUAAGUCUUUUCGUUAUCGCUCUGGGCAUAAAGAGAUUCAUGAAGCCUUCAUAUGUACUACUACUACUACUACUACUACCACUACCACUACCACUACCACUACCACUACCACUACCACUACCACUACCACUACCACUACUACUAUGCUACUGCUACUGCUAUUGCUAGUGCUCCUCCCCGUCGUCGUCCUAACCCUCAGUACAAAGUGCUGUUAUCAACGGGGACCGGCUGACUAAGAGUUGAAACUAAUAAAUAAGAGUUACUAAUUAAAAAUAAUCAUGUAAAAGAAAAUACAUAAAAAAAAGCAAACAGGCAAUAAGGUAAAGCACCGUUUGAGACAACAAUAGAAAUUACAAGUAAUAAUCGUCCUAGGUUUUCCUAAAUAAAACUCUAGAAUUAAUGAGUCUUCAACUUGAAAGCAAUGAAAAUACCGAAAAUAUAAAAACUACGGCCUGUAAAAUCGAGUUCAGUGACCUUUCGCAGUUUUGCUGUUUUACCAUUAUUUUUAAAGUGUUUAAAGCGUUACGAUGUGAUCGUUGAAAAUAAUUUUUAAAUGGAAAACAUGCAGUACCAUUAAGACAAUCAAAUACAAAAUAGCAUGCUGUCUUUUGUAAAAAGUUGUCAAUUAUUAAAAAUCGAAGAUCACAGUUCUACGGACUGAAUUUCGGGUAAAUGGUUUCGAGGCUUCGUUUCCCAAUGGAGUGGAUCAUGCGUUUUCGGGACUCUGGCCAUGCAAGAUUAUUAUAGCCGCAGUACGUAAAUAUUGGCAUAAUCAUUGAUUGGUAAAUUCUGUGGGCACUAAAAGUAACAAUGCUGGAACGGAUGCAACUUUUAUGGGGAUUACUCUUCCUUCUGGCUUCUUGUAAAAUUUUGUUAAAAUGCAUUUCAUAGUUAAGUGUCCGGAUCCAGAUGCACGCCGAGGUACUUGCAAUUGUAACAUUCAGUGGUGUUGAUAGGGGAACCACUGACUGAGAGCUUGACUUACCAGAACCAAACAGCAUCGCCUCAGAUUAAAGAUGAGUUCAUUAUCACAAAACCAAUUAGAGAGAUUAUCCAAGUCCUGGGAAAGGUUGCCUUGAAUCGCAUCGAUAUCACUCUGACUUAAGGAUGAAGAGAUCACUGUGUCAUUGGCCUAGGUGAUAAUCUUACAAUGACGAAGGGGACUAUGCACAUCAUUAAAAAAGAUGAGAUAAAAGGAGAGGCCCCAGAAUUGCUCCUUGAGGAACUCCGGUGCAAACUAUAUUUGGUUCAGGAAGCACACCAUUAAAUCGAACGAUCUGCUUGCGAAGGAAUAAAUAAUCAAUCAUUCAUUGUAGUUCCAUAAUACGCCAUAACGGGACAGAGAACGGAAUGACGUAAUAUCUAUAUCAAUACAUGUGCUAAAUUUAAGUCAUAAUUCAUUAGUAAAAUAUAGAAGGGAAUAAAAUCUAACAAAAUUUGAUUAAAACGCCGAAUUAUUAUUUUGGAAGAAAAUAUAAAAACAGACUUUUUAGAGUAAACAUUUGUUGAUUAAUCGGUUUCUCCUUGUGUUUUAACUCAUCACCUGGUUUAUUAACGUAACAUCCACAGCUUCGGAGCUUUCCAGACUAGAAUAGAUGCCAAAUAAAUGCAUGCUAUAAAAAAUAAAUGGCAAACAGGUUUUCUGCUUACUGACAAUGAGAUCGCUUUCGAAUGCUCUCUAAGGAUAAAGGGACUGGCUACUACAGUAUUUAUUAACUGCUUAUCUCAGUUAAUUCGCAAUUAAAAUUUUUAAGUAAAACGUGUGAUGUUUACUAGCGACCAUGGGUUUAACAAGCAUCACAUGACUUAAUAGGGGUCAUCAAUUAAGUUACAGUGAAUGCUUGCGCUGGCGUAGCCUUGACGAGAAUGCGUCUCACAUUUCGCGACGCCACCAAGAUUCCGCCGCAAAAUGAAACCAAGUGUUGGCUCUCGGGCUAGUUUUACAGUGCCUUCGCAUCUUGUUUGGUAAUAUACCGACGAAGAACCUUUUGGCGAAGUUACUGUCGCGAAGGAGGUUUGAAAAUCCGAUCUGAGCUUGAAAUUUCUCUAAGAAUAUUCCACAUUAUAUCAAACGCUUGAAUUGUUUAAUCUGACAUUCAUACAUUACGAAAGCUUCGGGUGCACUUUUUAACGGUUAUACCUUUCAAAUCAUGCAUCAGUGUCUUUUUUUGGACCCACAUAAAGAUGUUCGCUUGCGGGUAUAAACACCAAUCUCUGUUUCGAUAUUUCUUCAUUUUGAUGAAAAUUUUUUGAUACCAUCAUUUCCUCCCUUUUAUAACAGAGUGCAGAACCGCAUCCAUCUCUUGGUAUCGUUACAAUCGCAUUAGCGCUUAUUCAGCCGAUCAUGGCAGCAUUCAGACCACACCCUGGAGAACCCAAGUAAGAUUAAACUCUUUAUACAGCUGCAACAAUAAGAGAUUAGUCUCGAAGUUAAUAACGCUUUAUCAAAACUGAGGGGAUUGAAGCCAGGAGCAAGAGACUACUGGCACCGUUCAAGAUAAAACUGACAGCCACAGAAUAAACGGACAACCGACAAUCGUCAUUUGGUACAGGUUAACGGAUGCCCCAUUUUCACUCCUGUCAAUCUUUUAAUUUUCCGCCAGUCGCCAUGUCGCCAUGUCACACAUAUGGCAAAACAUCUUUCUCGUGAUCUUAUGAUAAUAAUUAUAAUAAUAAUUGUUAUUAUUAUUAUUACUAUUAUUAUCAUUAUUAUUAUUAGUAUGAAAUUUCACAGUGUGUCAGCAACGAAAGGAUGGACUAAUGGUGAUAAAUUAACCAAAAUGUCCUGUAUCCACUUAUUUAAUGCAUAUUCUCGAACCCAUGCAUGCAAUUUGGUAGCUAUGACUAACACAGAAGUCAGCCAUAGAAUAAAUUAUCUUGGUUAUAUAAUUUUGCAGUUAUAUUCUGUAAUUAAGCAGUUAUAAUUUAAUGCGUGAUCCGCCUUUAGGCGUCUCUAAAUAACCACAAUGCACAGUCAACUCUUUCUUAUCCAACUGGAAUACCCAUACCAGGAAUGCAGUUGAUUAUACAUGAAGCACAUGUAGCUUCUUGUAAUAUCACUGAAACAUUAUCACAGUUCUCACUUUAUAACAGAAGCUCUUUAUAAUUAUAGGCGCGAAAUUUUCAACUGGUGUCACAGAAUUGUCGGCAUUGGUGCUCUUGUUAUGGCAAGUAAGUGUUUUAAAGAGGAUAAAAUUUAUUAUUAUUAUUAUUUUUGUUAUUGUAUAACUUGUAAUAAAUCCAGAGACGCAACUUAUGCAUCUGCUUAAAGAAAGCCUGAAAAGAUUCAGGGUUGCCGGAGUGCCGGUAUUCUGCGGAGAUAGCAGUGCGCUGCUUUAGCCAAUUGAGCUAGCAAGCCAACCGGGAACUGAACAUAAUUAUUAUAUUGUUCUUUUAUGGAAGCUGACAUUUCAAAAUUCCAAACCGAUUAGGGAUUUGGGGCAGCCGGCGCCCACACAAACCGAGUGACCAUUCUUAUUUUUGAAUUCGAGUGAUGUACGGGAAUAUCCUGUGAUAUCACAGUCAAAAUAGUCUGUCUGAAAGAAAGGCGAAUUUAAGCGAUUUGAAGCGUUUGCGAAGGACAUUUACGUGAGUUUAACCUGUUCCAGGCCCUCGGAUGGUAGGGAUGACGCGAAAGUGAAAGGCACGCGAAAAUAUGAGCGCGUGGUGUAGGAAAGGGGGGCAGUAGCGGGUUUUAUAUUGGUGUUCGGGCUUUCCUCAAUUUCGCGGACCCGAUUAUCUCGGAGCCUAGAAGAGGCUAGUUUACAGUAAAAGUGUUAGCUUGCUAUACAUGAGAGGAGCGGGUGUUCACCAAGAAAUGCCAUUUGCAUAGCCGUCCACUAGACAUGCUAAAAGCCAGAAGAUUUUUCUCCUACAAUUAUAAUAGAAAUCUGCCUAAAACACGAAGCGCUAGACCUAAAAUAAUAUCGAAAAAUCCUGCAAUCGAAGUUCAAGGGAGCUACGGCUGGAUUUAUUAGUGUCGACCUCUAACGAUUACUCAUUUUGUUCCCUUCUGAUGUGAUUGUAGCAAGUUUUGCCCUCCUGUAAAUUUGUCCCAUGGGAGGGGAGGCAGGAGCAAAAACGUCAGGGAAACGGAAGGCUAAACGUUUGGUUUUUCAUUUUUGUUUUACAGUUGUAACAAUCGACUACGGACUGGCAACUGAAAAGGUCGGAUUGGGAAAGGAAGGUUUCCGGGCUAUUAUAGCUUUUAUCAUCGGAAUUGGGCUAAUAAUUAUGUUUGAGUUUUAUUUAUUCAUCACCAAAAUAAACAAGGAGAAGAGAACUUUUUCAUCGAACAAUAGCAGAGGUAAGAGG